This is a messenger RNA of Pleuronectes platessa (European plaice), 1520 nucleotides long. RefSeq names its product leukocyte elastase inhibitor. Gene Ontology annotation, molecular function: serine-type endopeptidase inhibitor activity. Lineage: Eukaryota; Metazoa; Chordata; Actinopteri; Pleuronectiformes; Pleuronectidae. The transcript has 7 exons. The record is from RefSeq and is a predicted model, not a curated record. The coding region runs from base 155 to 1372 and encodes 405 amino acids. Gene Ontology annotation, biological process: negative regulation of endopeptidase activity.
UCCCAGCAGUCAGCGGCUUAUUGCCCAGUCACACCCUCACAUAUACUGUAUAUAUACUGGUGUACGUGUUCCUCUACUGACCACUCAACCUCCAGGUUCACAUUCUCUGCUUCCACAUCUUCUCAUCUCUCAGGACAACUGUACAUCCUCAGCCAUGGGAGGCGGUGGCAGCACAAACAGCUACAGCUACAACAGCGGCAGCAACCAAUCAUUCUCUAGACCAGUCCGAAGCUCAAACCAAAUUGGAGGCGAUGUGCAGCUGUUCCGGAAUCUGAGCCAUGCAAACCCAUCAGGGAAUAUGUUGGUGUCUCCGCUGAGCAUCACUUCAGCUCUGGCUAUGGUCUACCUGGGAGCCAGAGGAGACACAGCUGAUCAAAUGGAAAAGGCCCUGUCAUUCCAACAUGGUGAAGCCGUCCACGCCAAAUUCAAGAAGCUGAUCGAAGACAUCAACUCACCAUCGAAAUCAUACAUUCUGAAAACAGCCAAUCGUCUCUAUGGGGAGAAAACCGCAAUGUUCCUCACUCAAUACCUGGAAGCCAUGCCUAAGUACGACCAGGCCGACCUGAAGACUGUGGAUUUCAUCGGGGCCGCGGAGGCGAGCAGAAAGGAGAUCAACACCUGGGUCGAGCAGCAGACAGACAAUAAAAUAAAAGAUCUCCUGAAGCCGGGGAUAGUCUCUGAAGGUACGAGGCUGGUUCUGGUCAAUGCCAUCUACUUGAAGGCAAACUGGAUGAACCUCUUUAACAAAGCACAGACCAAAAGGAUGCCCUUUAAAAUCAGCCAGACUGAGAGCAAACCAGUCGAGAUGAUGUACCAGAUGAAGAAGCUGCCCUACAACUACAUCCCUGACCACGCUCUGCAGAUCCUGGAGCUGCCGUUUGUGGAGGAGGAGCUCAGCAUGUUCAUCCUGUUGCCUGAACAGUCCACAGACGGCUCCGACCCUCUGCUGAAGCUGGAGAUGGAGCUGACGCUGGAGAGGCUGAAUGAAUGGACCGACAGGAAAAACAUGGACGUCCAGUCAGACAUCCACGUUCACCUGCCAAAGUUCAAGCUGGAGGAAGAGUACAAGCUGAAGGAGCCUCUGUCCGAGCUGGGCAUGACAGACGUGUUCUGCCCGUCAAAGGCCGACCUGUCUGGCAUGAACAGCGGAAGAGAUCUCUUCCUGUCUGAGGUGGUACACAAGGCCUUCAUGGAGGUGAACGAGGAGGGCACAGAGGCCGCGGCGGCCACAGCCGUGGCCGUUGCUGGUAGCUGUGGGCCGAGUGUGCACAAGGAUCUGCUGUUCACAGCAGACCACCCCUUCCUCUUCUUCAUCAGGCACAAUAACACCAAGUCCAUCCUCUUCCUCGGCAGGUUCUCGUCUCCUCAGUAGACAGAACCAGGAGAGGAAGAUAUUCAAUUAAAGGCUUAAUCCCUUAAAUUUUCUGGGAUUUAUGCUAAUUAGCUUGUUUUUUCUUCUAUUUUUGCACUAAAUUAUAGAGGAUGAUAUUAAUUAAUAAAGAAUAGUUUUGAUCCAACAA